This is a messenger RNA of Misgurnus anguillicaudatus (oriental weatherfish), 5251 nucleotides long. NCBI's taxonomy places the organism in Eukaryota, Metazoa, Chordata, Actinopteri, Cypriniformes, Cobitidae. The record is from RefSeq and is a predicted model, not a curated record.
UCUUGUCUCUGUGUUUUAGUGAUGAGACGAUGAUGAGAUGUGCUGUGCUGUAAAUCAGUAGGAAUUUAUCUGUUCAUGCUGGAUAUAUUGAUGAUUUCAUCACAUAAAUCUCUCAGCUGAAGAGGAGAUUUAUCAAUGAAUCGAGAGGAUGUGGAUUGUUGUGAAUCUUCAGUGUAUGUGACUGAUGAUGGGAGUCUGGAUUCAGUGUGGAUGAGCAGAGAUCAGAGCCGCACACCACAGACACUGCUGGACUCUAAACUCUCUGAAGAGAAAUCCAGACACACACAGGACUCCGAUCUCAGUCUGACUUUACUCUGUUAUACUGAGUCAAAGCCCACAGACACUCAGGACACUACAGUGUGUGACAGUAAACAGAGCUUACAGGAGGAUCAAACCUCCACAGAGUCUCUGGAUUCUGUCUGUAACGCUGGAGAACAGCAGCAGAUCCUGCAGACCAAACUGAAGAUGUGUUCAGUUAAACUCAUCGACUGCAUGAACCUCGUGAUGAAGAUUAAAACUGAACCCACAGAAAUCAAAACUGAGCCCACAGAAAUCAAAACUGAACCCACAGAAAUCAAAACUGAACCCACAGAAAUCAAAACUGAACCCACAGAAGAGGACGAUGCUGAUUUUAUUCCAUCAGAUGUGAAGAGUGAAUCAUGUUUGAAUAUAGAAAUAACGUCCUCAACAUCAAAAGCACAAACUCUUUCCUGCAUCACCUGUGGAAAGACAUUCAGCUCACAGAGACAUUUAGAGAGACAUGAGAGAAAACACACAGAACAGAAACUCUUCACCAGAUCUGAGAUCAGCUUUACUACCUUACAAGAGAAGAAACUUCAUUCAGAAGACCACAGAGAGAAGAAGAAGAAGAAGCAGCAGUUUCACUGUGAGCAGUGUGGGAGGAUUUGUGUCUCUUCCUCUCAACUAAAGGUUCACAUGAGGAUACACAGCGGUGAAAAGCCUUUCAACUGCAAUGAAUGUGGAAAAUACUUCAAAACCAAACACACUCUUAAAAAUCAUCAGAGACUUCACACAGGAGAAAAACCUUACGAGUGUCCUCACUGUGAGAAGAGAUUUAGCUGUAAACAUAAACUGAAGACUCAUGUGCUUUUACACACCAAUGAGAGACCGUAUCAGUGCAGUGAAUGUGACAAAACCUUUAGGGAUUCAAGUUCAUUAAAAAAACACCAGAAUAUUCACUUUAAAGAGAAACUCUAUCAGUGUUCACACUGUGAUAAACGUUUCUGCCAUAAAUAUAAUCUGAUGGUCCAUCAGAGAGUUCACACAGGAGAAAAACCUUACAAAUGCUCUCAGUGUGACAAGACUUUUUCUCAGUCAGGUCACUUCAAAGAACAUCAGAGGGUUCACACUGGAGAGAAACCUUACGUCUGUGCCCAAUGUGGAAAGAGCUUCACUCAUUCAUCUCAAUUCAGAGAUCAUCAGAGACUUCAUACUGGAGAGAAACUUCAUCACUGUAGUGUCUGUGGGAAGAGUUUCUCUAAUUUAUCUAAAUUCAGAGUUCAUCAAAGAGUUCAUACGGGAGAGAAACCUUAUCACUGUAGUGUCUGUGGGAAGAGUUUUAGUGUAAAGUAUACCUUAAUAAGUCACAUGAGAAUUCAUACAGGUGAAAAACCUUUCAAAUGCUCUCAGUGUGACAUGAUGUUUGCUUAUUCAUGUCACUUAAAAGUCCAUCAGAGAGUUCACACUGGAGAGAAACCUUAUUACUGUAGUGUCUGUGGAAAGAGCUUCUCUUGGUUAUCUCAAUUAAGAGAUCAUCAAACAGUUCAUUCUAGAAAGAAACAACAUCAAUGUAGUGUCUGUGGAAAGAGCUUCUCUUGGUUAUCUCAAUUCAGAGUUCAUCAAAGAGUUCAUACUGGAGAGAAACCUCAUCACUGUAGUGUCUGUGGGAAGAGUUUUAGUCUAAAGUCUACCUUACUAAGGCACCAGAGAGUUCAUACAGGUGAAAAACCUUACAAAUGCUCUCAGUGUGACAAGACGUUUGCUUAUUCAAGUCACUUCAGAGUCCAUCAGAGAGUUCACACUGGACAGGAUGUGGAUUGUUGUGAAUCUUCAGUGUAUGUGACUGAUGAUGGGAGUCUGGAUUCAGUGUGGAUGAGCAGAGAUCAGAGCCGCACACCACAGACACUGCUGGACUCUAAACUCUCUGAAGAGAAAUCCAGACACACACAGGACUCCGAUCUCAGUCUGACUUUACUCUGUUAUACUGAGUCAAAGCUCACAGACACUCAUGACACUACAGUGUGUGACAGUAAACAGAGCUUACAGGAGGAUCAAACCUCCACAGAGUCUCUGGAUUCUGUCUGUAACGCUGGAGAACAGCAGCAGAUCCUGCAGACCAAACUGAAGAUGUGUUCAGUUAAACUCAUCGACUGCACGAACCUCAUGAUGAAGAUUAAAACUGAACCCACAGAAAUGAAAACCGAACCCACAGAAAUGAAAACCGAACCCACAGAAAUGAAAACCGAACCCACAGAAAUCAAAACUGAACCCACAGAAAUCAAAACUGAACCCACAGAAAUCAAAACUGAACCCACAGAAAUCAAAACUGAACCCACAGAAGAGGAAGAUUGCACUGAGGAAGAUGAUGAUUUUAUUCCAUCAGAUGUGAAGAGUGAUUCAUGUUUGGAUAUAGAAAUAACGUCUUCAACAUCAAAAGAGCGACUGACAGCACAAACUCUUUCCUGCAUCACCUGUGGAAAGACAUUCAGCUCACAGAGACAUUUAGAGAGACAUGAGAGAAAACACACAGAACAGAAACUCUUCACCAGAUCUGAGAUCAGCUUUACUACCUUACAAGAGAAGAAACUUCAUUCAGAAGACCACAGAGAGAAGAAUAAGAAGCAGUUUCACUGUGAGCAGUGUGGGAGGAUUUGUGUAUCAUCCUCUAAACUAAAUAUUCACAUGAGGACACACAGUGAUGAAAAGCCUUUCAACUGCACUGAAUGUGGAAAAUACUUCAAAACCAAACACAAUCUUAAAGUUCAUCAGAGAAUUCAUACAGGUGAAAAACCUUUCAAAUGCUCUCAGUGUGAAAAGAGCUUCUCUAAUUCAUCUCAUUUAAGAGUUCAUCAUCAGAGAGUUCAUACUGGAGAAAAAACGUACGAGUGUCCUCACUGUGAGAAGAGAUUUAGCUGUAAAAGUGGUCUGAAUAGACAUGUGCGUUCACACACCAAUGAGAGGAUGCGUUCACACACAAAUGAGAUGAUGCGUUCACACACCAAUGAGAGACCGCAUCAGUGCAGUGAAUGUGGAAAAACCUUUAGGGAUUCACGUUUAUUAAAAAAACACCAGCAUAUUCACUUUAAAGAGAAACUCUAUCAGUGUUCAUACUGUGAUAAACGUUUUUCUCAUAACUAUAAGCUGAUGGUCCAUCUAAGAGUUCAUACAGGAGAAAAACCUUACGAGUGUCCUCACUGUGAGAAGAGAUUUAGCUGUAAACGUGGUCUGAAGACUCAUGUGCUUUUACACACCAAUGAGAGACCGCAUCAGUGCAGUGAAUGUGGAAAAACCUUUAGGGAUUCACGUUUAUUAAAAAAACACCAGCAUAUUCACUUUAAAGAGAAACUCUAUCAGUGUUCAUACUGUGAUAAACGUUUCUGCCAUAACUAUAAGCUGAAAAUCCAUGAGAGAGUUCACACUGGAGAAAAACCUUACAAAUGCUCUCAAUGUGACAAGACUUUUCACCAUUCACGUAACUUAACAUUCCAUGAGAGAGUUCACACUGGAGAGAAACCUCAUCAAUGUAGUGUCUGUGGGAAGAGUUUUAGUCGCCAAUCAAACUUACUAAGUCACCAGAAAGUUCAUACAGGUGAAAGACCUUACAAAUGCACUCAGUGUGACAAGACUUUUGCUUAUUCAAGUCACUUCAGAGUCCAUCAGAAAGUUCACACUGGUGAGAAACCUCAUCCCUGUAGUGUCUGUGGGAAGAGUUUUAGUCGCCAAUCAAACUUACUAAGUCACCAGAAAGUUCAUACAGGUGAACGACCUUACAAAUGCUCUCAGUGUGACAAGACAUUUACUUGUUCAUCUAACUUAAAAGGCCAUCAGAGAGUUCAUACUGGAGAGAAACCUCAUCACUGUAGUGUCUGUGGGAAGAGUUUUAGUGUAAAGGAUACCUUACUAAGGCACCAGAGAGUUCAUACAGGUGAAAAACCUUACAAAUGCUCUCAGUGUGAAAAGACUUUUGCUUAUUCAAGUCACUUCAGAGUCCAUCAGAAAGUUCACACUGGACAGAACCUUUAACGCUUUCCACGCCAGCGUUUAAAAAAAGUUGCCAGCCAGCACCAGCAUUUUUUAUGAUUUUCACAAAAGUUGAAUGUCUUCCAGAAAACUUACAAUAUAUCAAAUGAAAAACAGGCCCUCUGCUUUCAAACAAAAAAAGACGUUUCAUCCAACCUUAUUAGUUAUCUUGUAAUCACCUCUCAAAUAAGGGUUGGUUUCUUAAAAAAACACCAAAUUUUGAGCAAAAGGCUGAGAUAAUUGCAUUUUUGUAAAGGACUUUGGAUAGAGAUCCAAUAAUUCCAAUUCAGACCGAUCCAUAAAAAACAUACACAGAAAUAAAGCUGUUGUAUAAGUUGUGGCAGAGCACCACCUGGUGGAUAAUAGCAGUAUUGCGGAAAGCCGGAAUUACUCGUCAUUGGCAGGGAAGCUUUUUUUUCACUACAACAAUGGUAGAAAACCGAAACGUGAAUAAUAGACUGAGGAGAAGAGCAUCUAAAGCGCUAUCAGAGGGGUGUGUGGUGUGCUGCUUUUGGGCUUCCAGGGCUACUUGUAGGCUGUAACUAUAUGACUGCAGGUGAAGGUGGCAAUGUGACAAAUAUUGCAUAUACUUUGACGUAUGGUGUCAUAUGACAGUCUAGUAGUGGUGUCCCAUUUCUUAGGGGAAUAUUUUUAACCCUUCCCCUGUUCACACUGCUUUAGGAGGCAAGGUUAAGGGUUAGGCGUAUAAAAUAGAAUUGGAAUUGGGCCUAAUAAUCUAUGGUGGGUUAUUUGUGUAUGGUGGUUAAAACAUGCAAAUAAUAAACAUCCGCUCGACUGACCGAGCAGCUAAUCAAACGUCUUGAACUUUUCAGCGCCUAGCACCGUGUGCGACCCACGUGACGUCCUGACGUGAAGUCAACGCCUUAGAAAUUGCAUUUUUUCAGCAAGGUGAGGUGCUAAACUGUUAAAGGGAAAUUGAACCCUAGAUAUUUUAGCCUGUUUUCAGGGGUCAUUUAUUUCCAUUUUGCAU